ACCAGGAAUUUUCUUUGAAAUCGGUUUGAUUUAGCCAUGGCUAACGCGGCGUCAGGAAUGGCUGUGCAUGAUGAUUGCAAGCUGAAAUUUAUGGAACUGAAGGCGAAACGAACAUUCCGUACCAUAGUUUACAAGAUUGAAGACAAGCAAGUGAUUGUAGAGAAACUUGGUGAACCUGAACAAUCGUAUGAUGACUUUGCAGCAAGUCUUCCAGCUGAUGAAUGUCGAUACUGCAUUUACGAUUUCGACUUUGUCACUGCGGAGAACUGCCAGAAGAGCAAGAUCUUCUUCAUUGCAUGGUCUCCGGACACUGCUAAAGUGAGAGACAAGAUGAUUUACGCGAGCUCUAAGGAUAGGUUCAAGAGAGAACUAGAUGGAAUUCAGGUGGAACUUCAAGCUACCGAUCCAACCGAAAUGGGUCUUGAUGCUAACGCAGCAUCAGUAAUGGUUGUGCAUGAUGAUUGCAUACUAAAAUUCUUGGAACUGAAGGAGAGUCGAACAUUCUGUUCCAUAGUCUACAAGAUUGAGGACAACAUGCAAGUGAUUGUAGAGAAACUUGGUGAGCGUGAACAAUCAUAUGAGGAUUAUGUAAACAGUCUUCCAGCUGAUGAAUGUCGAUAUGCCAUUUUUGAUAUCGAAUUUGUCCCAGGGGAGAGGAAGAUUUGCUUCCUCGGGUGGUCUCCGGAAACUGCCAGAAUGAGAAACAAGAUGAUUUACGCGAGCUCUAAGGAUAGGUUCAAGAGAGAACUAGAUGGAAUUCAAGUGGAGUUUCAUGCAACCAAUCCAACCGAUAUAGGUCUUGAUGCUAACGCAGCAUCAGUAAUGGUUGUGCAUGAUGAUUGCAUAUUCAAAUUCUUGGAACUGAAGGAGAGUCGAACGUUCCGUUCCAUAGUCUACAAGAUUGAGGACAACAUGCAAGUGAUUGUAGAGAAACUUGGUGAACGUGAACAAUCAUAUGAGGAGUUUGCAAACAGUCUUCCAGCUGAUGAAUGUCGAUAUGCCAUUUUUGAUAUCGAAUUUGUCCCAGGGGAGAGGAAGAUUUGCUUCAUCGCGUGGUCUCCGGAAACUGCCAGUAUGAGAAACAAGAUGAUUUACGCGAGCUCUAAGGAUAAGUUCAAGAGAGAACUAGAUGGAAUUCAAGUGGAGUUUCAUGCAACCAAUCCAACCGAAAUAGGUCUUGAUGUUAUCAGUCGCCGUAUCAACUAAGAAAUAAAACCCUUGCAAGGGCCUUGAAUAAACUUGUUUCUCGAGUGAUAUGUAUCCCCUUGACUAUUAUUAAAACUUUUAUAUUAUUAUCUAUCUAUUUGGUAUUAUGAUAUGUCUUCAUGUGUUUUCAUCUAUGAGAACUAAAUGUUAGUGUGCGUC
Molecule: messenger RNA, 1365 nt
Organism: Arabidopsis arenosa
Lineage: Eukaryota; Viridiplantae; Streptophyta; Magnoliopsida; Brassicales; Brassicaceae
Source: the annotation of a GenBank genome assembly